Owenia fusiformis is the source of this 422-nucleotide messenger RNA. Lineage: Eukaryota; Metazoa; Annelida; Polychaeta; Sabellida; Oweniidae. The record is from the annotation of a GenBank genome assembly.
GCGCCUGAUGAAUCCAUAUUUGAAGAACCAAAUGAAGUCAAUGAAGCUUUAAUGGAGAUGCAGCGCCAGCUAGUGGAUAAAAUAUACACUAGCCAGGCAGACGUGAAGAAAGCUGAGAAAGAGAAAUCAAAGGCUGAGACAGAAGUAAGAAAAUUGAGAGAACAACUCUCAAAAUUGAACCAAGCUAACAACACACAACCUCAACAGAACUGGAGCAAUGACAAUGAUGACACAAUAGCUCAACUACAAGAUGAAAUAUUUCAGCUAAAAGAUGCCUUGAAACAGUCCAAGCAAAAACAGACAUCUAACCAAUCCACUGGUCUACCUAACCACUUUCUUGAGCCUACACCUUGUAGUGACCAUACCAGAAUAGGGGGCUCACAAAGGGGACCUUUGAGUGGCAUAGCAGGCUCACAGUGGGG